Messenger RNA from Sceloporus undulatus (fence lizard), 1354 nucleotides. RefSeq names its product gamma-enolase. Gene Ontology annotation, cellular component: phosphopyruvate hydratase complex. Gene Ontology annotation, biological process: glycolytic process. The coding region runs from base 151 to 1329 and encodes 392 amino acids. The record is from RefSeq and is a predicted model, not a curated record. Gene Ontology annotation, molecular function: phosphopyruvate hydratase activity; magnesium ion binding. Lineage: Eukaryota; Metazoa; Chordata; Lepidosauria; Squamata; Phrynosomatidae. The transcript has 11 exons.
UUGCUGUUUUUGCUGCUGCCACUGGCUCAGAGGACAGAGCAGCUCCCCUUCCAGCCCUGCAUCCUUGAUCUUGCCAUCCCGCUCCUCUUAAGUGGUGUGCUUUGGCCAACCUUCCUACUUCUGGACUAGGAAGAAAACAGCAACUCCACCAUGUCUAUUGAGAAGAUUCAUGCUCGUGAGAUCCUGGACUCUCGUGGGAAUCCCACUGUGGAGGUGGAUUUGUACACAGGAAAAGGCAUGUUCCGGGCAGCUGUUCCCAGCGGAGCCUCCACUGGGAUCUAUGAAGCUCUGGAGCUGCGUGACAACGACAAAUCCCGGUUCCUUGGAAAAGGGGUGCUGCAGGCAGUGGAGCACAUCAACAGCACUAUUGCCCCUGCCCUCAUGAGCGCUGGCCUCCCUGUGGUGGAACAGGAGAAGAUAGACAACCUCAUGCUGGAGCUGGAUGGAACAGAGAAUAAAUCUCAGUUUGGAGCCAAUGCCAUCCUGGGUGUUUCCUUGGCUGUGUGCAAAGCAGCGGCUGCAGAGAAAGAGGUCCCCCUGUAUCGGCAUAUUGCUGACCUAGCUGGAAAUUCAGAUUUGAUUCUGCCAGUACCUGCCUUCAAUGUAAUCAAUGGGGGCUCCCAUGCUGGGAACAAGCUGGCCAUGCAGGAGUUUAUGAUCUUGCCUGUUGGUGCUGAGAGCUUUCGGGAUGCCAUGCGCAUUGGUGCUGAGGUCUACCACAAUCUCAAGAGUGUUAUCAAGGACAAGUAUGGUAAAGAUGCCACCAAUGUAGGAGAUGAAGGAGGUUUUGCCCCGAACAUCCUGGAGAACAGUGAAGCACUGGAACUCCUAAAAGAAGCCAUUGAGAAAGCUGGCUACACUGAUAAAAUUGUAAUCGGCAUGGAUGUGGCUGCAUCAGAAUUCUACAGAGAUGGCAAAUAUGACUUGGAUUUCAAAUCCCCUGAUGACCCCAGCCGCUACAUCUCUGCUGAUGAGUUGGGUGACCUCUACCAGAGCUUUGUUCGGGACUAUCCAGUGGUGUCAAUUGAGGAUCCCUUUGACCAAGAUGACUGGGAGGCCUGGUCCAGGUUCACAGCAAAUGUAGGGAUUCAGAUAGUAGGGGAUGACUUGACAGUGACCAACCCGAGACGCAUCGAGCGAGCUGUUGAAGAGAAGGCCUGCAACUGUCUCCUGCUUAAGGUCAACCAGAUUGGAUCAGUCACUGAAGCCAUUCAGGCCUGUAAACUGGCCCAGGAGAAUGGUUGGGGAGUGAUGGUGAGUCACCGAUCAGGGGAGACUGAAGACACCUUCAUUGCGGACCUGGGGUGGGACUCUGUACUGGGCAGAUAAAGACUGGAGCGCCAUGCAGGUCCGA